AUAGCGGCCGUUGUGGGCGGGACUCCAGUCACACCGGAAGCACAUGGGGACAAGGCUAGUCUAUGGGGCAAGUUGUAGAUGUGGAGGAAGGAACUGCAAGAUAUGGUUCAAUUCCCUCAACGAGUUGUUUUGAACAAGAGAUAUCCCUUGUGAAGAAUCCAAACUGAAACAGGAAGAAUUUGCAGACCAUGACUUGGCCGAGAUGUUUGCAGCUUCGGUACAUUCCCCUGCAUUGUCACCUUUUUCUGCAUUCAGCAAACCGUCUCCAGUUCAGACACUUGAACAUUCUUGGCAGGAUCAGUCCUGUGGGACUCGUGCCCGCUGAAGGCGCAAUGCGCCAAAGAAAGUUGGGACCUCCACACUGCAGAUGGACGGGUUUAUCCGUCACGGUCAACAGGUCUCAGAGCAGUGGUGACGGAAGUGGCUUGCGGGACCAAGCCCCGGCGAGACGGACAGUGUCACACGCCUCAGCUGGGAGUGGAGCUAACUCGGAGGAAUUUGGAACUCAAGGAAAAUUCUACUCUGGCAGGAGGGUGUUCCGCAAAAGCUCUUCCCAGACGGCGGAUUGCAGAUACGGUGAAGCUGAGGAUCAGGAUGAAGAAGUUAAUCGUCCGACAGUGAGCCGGAAGCAAGGUCGAAGGAACACUACCUACUGGUACUUCCUACAGUGUAAAAAACUCAUCAAGGCUGAUAAGUUAGCUGAAGCGUUGGACCUAUUUGAGACCCGGAUGUUGAAGGAAGAGCGGCUAGGUCCUGAAGAAUACAAUUACACUGUGCUGAUAGGAGGAUGUGGAAGAGCAGGUUACCUGAAAAAGGCCUUUAAACUCUACAAUGAUAUGAAGAAAAGAGGGCUGGUCCCCUCGGAAGCCACCUAUACUGCUCUGUUCAAUGCUUGUGCAGAGUCACCAUGGAAGGAUACAGGCCUUCAGUUUGCGACAAAGCUUCGGGAAGAAUUAAGGACCAAGAAUAUCCAAAUGAACCUGAUUGCAUACCAUGCCCUGCUGAAGACACACGCUAUCUGCUCCAAUCUCAGGGCCUGCUUUGAUGUGGUUCGGGAAAUAGUUCUCAGUGGUCAUGAGAUUAAUGUAGAAACAUUCAGCACUUUAAUGAUGGCCAGCAUCACGGACACCGACAAUGGCUUUAGGUAUUCAUUACAGAUCUGGCGAGAGAUGCUCAGACAGGGCAUUCGGCCCGAUGCCAAGAGCUACAACCUACUGCUGAGGGCUACCAGGGACUGUGGCAUUGGGAACCCUACGGUGGCAUCCCAUGCACUGUUGGGCGACGAGGGUGGAACGUGGCAACUGAAGCAGCGCAGGAAGGUUCAUAAGCUCCGAGGUCCUGUCCAGAAACGCGCAGGACACGGCAAAGAUCCCAACACUUUGACCAUGGACUCGCUGGAAGCGCAGUUGUUCAGCUUACCCUCCAGCGAGCCCCGGGGGACUGCAUUAACCUCACGCAAAGACUCUGGAGUUGAGGAUGGGCUCGCCAAUGCAACUCCACUAGGACCAACUGAACCACCAAACCUCCCAUCUAAACGUAGCCAUGGAAAAGAAAUGUCACCAGGAGAACAACCUUUAGAACUUGUUCCCAGGAAUGAAAUCCCCCUCAUCGAUUCAGGCACCAAGGGGUUCCCUCAAAGUAAUCUACCUAAUCUACUCCACCUCCAGGUCAACAAGAAGAACCUCGUCUCUCUGGGAACAGCAAGUGCACCUCAUGACAGGCUGGCACUGGUCGGAUACCUGGAUGGUUUUCUAAAUCAAAUGAAGGAAGAUAAUGUGGUGCCAGAUAUUAAAACCUUCACGCUGUUGGCCGACAUAGUAGAAGCAAACAGCCUGUCCGAAUCUUCCCUGCUCACCCUCAUGGAAGAGAGUGGUGUGAAGCCAGACAUUUCAUUCUUUAACACCAUGAUUAGGAAAAAAAGCAGGUUGGGAGAUCUGGAAGGUGCUAAGGCUUUAUUACCUGUUCUGGUUGAGCGAGGCUUAUCACCAAACAUGUACACUUUCUGCAACCUGGCAAUCGCCUGCACAAAGGACAGCGAUGGAUUGAAGCUCCUCCAAGACAUGAAGCUCUCUGGAGUAACCCCCAAUGUCAACGUCUACAGCGCCCUGAUCAAUAACGCAGCCAAGCAGUUGGACUAUGUGUAUCUUACCAACAUCCUGCGCGACAUGGCGAAGAAUCAAGUGGCACCCAACGAAGUUGUCCUCAAGCAACUGGAGUUUGUCGCCAAGUACCCUCCAAAUAUUGACAAGUAUAAGUCGAGAAACAUUUAUCUUGAAAAAAUUGAUGGCUUUCGAGGAUAUUACUAUCGCUGGUUAAACUUUAUGCCUGGAAUGGAAACACCACAUCCAUGGGAAAAGUACCGACUGAGGAGUAAUGUUCGCAAAGAAGAACUAAACCACUCGUAAAUACUGCAACUGGAGAUGACGGCAGAGGAUGAUGCAUCAGUUAUAGAACUUAGUGCAGUAUCAAUUUGCAGCCUUUCAUUUCCGUUGAAUUCAUCCACCACUGCUGCUUUGUCCCACACGAUCCUGGGCAGUGUUAUCAAAGUACACAGAGGAAUGUCAGCUCUGUCUUCUUCUUCCUGCGUAUGGCCUGCACAGCCUAAAGUUGUAGGACAACUUGUUCUAUUUGAUCGUGCACGCCAGGCUGAUUGCAUUCGUCGAAACAGGGCGGGGUCCACCUGAAGGUUGCAAUCUCCCCCCCCCACAACCCCCAGUUAGCUCUGUGAAAGUCGAAUAAAUGGACACUUUAUUAUUGAUUGUGUAUAGCUUAUGUAAUUAAAAAAAGAUCUU
Molecule: messenger RNA, 2792 nt
Organism: Leucoraja erinaceus (little skate)
Lineage: Eukaryota; Metazoa; Chordata; Chondrichthyes; Rajiformes; Rajidae
Gene: ptcd1
Product: pentatricopeptide repeat domain 1
Biological process (GO): tRNA 3'-end processing
Cellular component (GO): mitochondrial matrix
Molecular function (GO): protein binding; tRNA binding
Source: RefSeq, a predicted model, not a curated record